AAAGUCCUGCCCAGCUGUUUGCGAAGUUUAAGAUUUCCUGUUUCCCCUGCAGCACCGAAGUUUGCAGUGAGUCACCCGCAGUCCCGAGCGGCGAAGCGCGCAGCCCGCUUCCCCACCGCCCUGCCAGCCGCGGCCUCCCUCCCUCCCUCCCUCCCUCCCUCCUUCCCUCCCGGCCUCCCUCCCAGCCUCCGUCCCUCCCGGCCGGGCCGGGCCGAGCCGAGCCGAGCCGUGCCGCGAUGACUCCGCGCCUGCCGAGCAGCCUGCGGGCGCUGGCCCUGUGGGUGCUCGUGGGCAGCUCGCUCCCCGCCGCGCUUCGGGGGAAGGAAGCAGAAGCAGCUAUCCAGGAUUCUUCUGAAACUAUGUCACCUAUAGACAGAAAUAAGGAAAAUGGACUGCAAUUGCCCAAACUAUGCAAAUUUUGUGACAUUAAAGUAACAACCUGCUCAAACCAAUAUCAGUGCAAGAGCAACUGCAACAUCACUUCUAUCUGUGAGAGGAAUAAUGAAGUCUGCGCCGCUGUAUGGAGACGAAAUGAUGAAAAUGUGACAUUAGAAACAAUAUGCCAUGAUCCCCAGAAACCUCUCUAUGGUCACAUGUUGGAUGACACCAGUUCAGAGCAGUGUUUGAUGAAAGAAAAGAAGGACAAUGGGGGAUUGAUGUUCAUGUGUUCCUGUACAGACGAAGAGUGCAAUGAUGUUCUUAUUUUUUCUACAGAUGACCCCCAUAAGCCAGAGGAGAAAGAUGAAAUUUCCAAAGUCACAAUCAUAAGUCUUGUCCCCUUACUGGUGAUUUCUGUUGCUGUGAUUGUUAUCUUUUAUGCCUACCGCACUCAUAAGAAGAGGAAGCUUAACAAGGCGUGGGAGAAGAAUGUUAAGCCCAGGAAACAUAAGGACUGCAGUGACGUUUGUGCUAUUAUGUUAGAUGAUGACCGUUCAGACAUCAGCUCUACCUGUGCCAACAACAUCAACCACAACACAGAAUUGCUGCCCAUUGAGUUGGACAUUGUUGUUGGCAAAGGAAGGUUUGCUGAAGUGUAUAAAGCCAAACUGAAGCAAAACACAUCUGAGCAGUAUGAAACUGUCGCAGUGAAGAUCUUCCCCUAUGAAGAGUAUGCCUCCUGGAAAACUGAGAAAGACAUUUUUUCAGAUGUAAACCUCAAGCAUGAGAACAUCCUCCAGUUCUUAACAGCAGAGGAGCGUAAGACAGAUCUUGGUAAACAGUAUUGGUUGAUCACUGCCUUCCAUGCUAGAGGAAACUUGCAGGAAUACCUCACGCGGCACAUUAUCAGCUGGGAGGACCUCUGGAAAUUGGGUGGAUCCUUGGCCCGAGGGAUUGCCCACCUUCAUAGUGAUCACACACCCUGUGGUCGCCCCAAAACCCCUAUUGUGCACAGAGACCUAAAGAGUUCCAACAUCCUGGUAAAAAAUGAUUUAACCUGCUGUCUCUGUGACUUUGGGUUAUCCCUGAGGCUGGACCCUUCUCUCUCUGUGGAUGACUUGGCCAACAGUGGGCAGGUUGGCACAGCAAGGUACAUGGCUCCCGAGGUUCUGGAGUCCAGGAUGAACCUAGAGAACGUGGAGUCCUUCAAACAAACAGAUGUGUACUCCAUGGCAUUGGUCCUCUGGGAAAUGACAUCUCGCUGCAACGGUGUUGGAGAAGUGAAAGAGUAUGAGCCCCCAUUCGGCUCUAAAGUGCGAGAACACCCCUGCGUGGAAAGCAUGAAGGACAAUGUCCUAAGAGACAGAGGGCGACCCGAGAUCCCCAGCUCCUGGCUUAACCAUCAGGGCAUCCAGAUGGUGUGUGAAACCCUGAUCGAGUGCUGGGACCAUGACCCCGAGGCCCGGCUGACGGCACAGUGCGUCGCGGAGCGCUUCAGCGAGCUCAAGCACCAUGACAAGCUCUCAGGAAGGAGCUGUUCAGAGGAGAAGAUCCCUGAAGACGGCUCCGUGACCACUGCCAAGUAGCGUGCGCCCAAGAGCUCCGAAAUGGAGGGAAGUCGCUCCUAAACCUUGGCGAAGGAAGAAGUCUCGAUCGGUGCCUUGACUUGCUUCCUGGAGGACUGAGGCUGUCACUACUCCCUUUAAGCUGUGGCUCUGGACAAGGAGAUGUGUUCGUGGGAGUUAAAAGCCAGGGAGCAGGUGUCAUACCCUAGCAUUGGCUGCCGGCAUCAUGCCAUGUCAUAGGAGGAGCUAUGUAUGGUAGCACUUCCUCAGGAAAUGAGAUUUGAGAAUAGCCAAUAACAUUAUGCACUUUAUUAAUGCCUGUAUAUAACUAUGAAAUUGCUAUUUUUAUAUAUAUAUAUACAUAUAUAUAUAUAAAAUGUGUGUGUAUGUAUGUAUAUAUAUAUAUAUAUAUAUCUAUAAACAGCCAUGCUCUGAAGGAAAGAGUUUUAAAAAUGCCUCCAGAAAAUUACCUGUGCAUUAGAGAUCCCUCCCCAUUUAGGGAAAGAGCCUGGGGAGACUGGCAUAUCAGGACACUAGCAAUUGUGCACUAAGCACUCUGCCAAAAAGAUAGGAAUAAUAAGCAAUAAGAAGAUGGCUUUCGAAGUAGAUGCUGUAAGCACCCAGCUGUGGCCUGGGAGUUCACAGUUGCAGGAGCAGUCUCACAGCAGAAAGGCGGAUUUGGCUUUGCAGCUGUAACUAUGCAGUCCUGUCUGCAGCACAUUUCAGAAGGUUCAGGGAUGUCUUUGCCCUCUCGCCUUAACCCCAAAGUCCUCAGAGCAUCCCACAAUGGGAGUGUGAGGAUGUUUGGCCCCUCCUGUAUGUGUGUUUUCAUACAGAGGUCAUUAGCGUUACAUGUUUAUUGCUUUGAAUUCAUGCUGCUUGCAAGCAGGUUGCAAAAUAUCAGCAGGAUGAGAUUUCCCCUCCUCCCUUCCCCACCCCCAAACCAUACAAAACAAGACACGGCCAGCAAUAAUCCAAGCAGAUGUUUUAUAUUUGCUCUGCAUUCUGAAUGCAGGCAGUACUCUUUUUUUUUUCUCCCCUUUCCUUUUACCUUGAUUGUGUUGUUGUAAGAACAAAUACUUUUUCCAUGUACAGCAUGUCUAAUUGCUUGACACACUAUGGUCUGACUCUGUUCCAUGCUUUCUAGAAAAAAGCAAGAGACAACACCCAGUGCCUGUAUUUUUGCACAAGAACCUCAGAGCUGAGGGAAAGAUCCAUAACAUCAGAUUAAUGUCAUAUCCUGCCCUCCACACUGCUUGCAUGUAGGAUAGCAGGGCUUCUGGUCUCCAAGAUGUUUAGGAAGACAGUUGGCAUUACAUUGGACUUAUAUAAAUGACAGCAGUGUGUUUAAUAAAUGCUAACAAUUUUAUCUUCAGGAGUUUUGCAGUGAUUUUUCACUUUUUUCUUGCCCUUGGCAUGUAAGCAGGCCUUGGAAACUAGAAAUUCAGCCAGUACAGACCAGUCCUGUGCAGGACUACAUCCAGUGCAAUUUAUUAAACACCUUUGAAAGAUAAACAUUGAUAUUUUUCUAGAAGACAUUGCCAAAUAAGUCAACAGGAAUCAUGCUCAUUUAAAUGGGAGUUCAAACUUAUGACAGAAAAUAUUUUAUUUCAAAUGGUUUUGUAAGCUUUUGUUUCAUUUAAACUAAACUACUCAGAAAUACUUAAACAGAGCCAGGCGAAAUCUCAGCAACUACAGUGGAAUUCAGAAGAUGCUAUGUCGAAUUUUAGGGGGGAAAGGUGAUUCGUGUUUUUUUUUUUUAAUAAAAGCAAGAAGUGAGGGAGCUGCAGGGCCGCUGCCAUCUAGCGAGGCGCUGCCAGUGCCUGUGCAGGCCCGAAAGGAGGGCCAAUACUGACAUUUAUUUCUUUUUUUUUUUUUACUACUACAUGUAAAGAUUUUUUUUUUUAAUUCUUUUAAGGCAUACUUCACCUGUACAUCGUGUAUGAAAUAGGAAUGUGAACAAUAUAUACUCUUGUUUAUCAAAUGUUUCAAGCACUUAACUUGCUUUGUAAACAGUGGUGGUUUUUUAUUAUUUUUUGUUUUGUUUUGUAUAAAUCAAAUGUUUAUUGGAGCAAAUAAAAUAACACCAACUCA
Cygnus olor (mute swan) is the source of this 4037-nucleotide messenger RNA. RefSeq names its product transforming growth factor beta receptor 2 (gene TGFBR2). The record is from RefSeq and is a predicted model, not a curated record. NCBI's taxonomy places the organism in Eukaryota, Metazoa, Chordata, Aves, Anseriformes, Anatidae. The coding region runs from base 237 to 1964 and encodes 575 amino acids. Gene Ontology annotation, cellular component: plasma membrane; signaling receptor complex. The transcript is spliced from 8 exons. Gene Ontology annotation, biological process: protein phosphorylation; heart development; cellular response to growth factor stimulus. Gene Ontology annotation, molecular function: SMAD binding; transforming growth factor beta binding; ATP binding.